This is a messenger RNA of Drosophila elegans, 1245 nucleotides long. RefSeq names its product fibrinogen-like protein A. The record is from RefSeq and is a predicted model, not a curated record. Bases 106 to 1119 code for a protein of 337 amino acids. NCBI's taxonomy places the organism in Eukaryota, Metazoa, Arthropoda, Insecta, Diptera, Drosophilidae. The transcript is spliced from 4 exons.
GCAUUCGCAUUCGCAUUCGCAUUGUGGCUAAGAUCGGGAGCUAGUCAGUCUGUUAGUCAGUUAGUUAGUCGGUUAGAUAGGUGGCCAGUGAUCGGCAGUGGGAAAAUGUCGCAGAUUUUGCAGCUGGACGCCUUGGUCAUGGCCAUGGCCUGUCUUUCCACCACGCAAACGGAUCUGGGCGGAGGUCUGAUGGUGCCGCCCUCGCUGGAAAAUGCGAGCGCCAGUAGUUGUCCUGUUUCGGCCUUGAGUGGACUGACCACUCGCCUGCAGUCGCUGAGCAGGGAGAUAUCCGGCGUGAAGGACCAGAUAGGCAGUCUGCAAGAGCAGUUGGUGGAUCUGCGGAGGACAGGAGGUCCUCCGGCCGUGGCACUCGCCUCGCCCAGUGCCCUGGGCUCCCGACUAGACUUAAACCCCGACAGCCAGGACUUUGAGCCUCAAUUGCUGGCCAGUGGCGGUGCUCCACCUGCACCAAGUACGCCCGCAAAUUGCGUGAAACAGCAGCACGGAGUGGUGCUCAUCCGCCUGAGAUCGAAUGUGGAGCCCUUCUUCGUGUUCUGCGAUCAGAAGGUCAGAGGUGGUGGCUGGACCAUGGUGGUCAACCGGUACGACGGCAAGGAGGACUUCAAUCGCAAGUGGGCCGAGUACCAGUUCGGCUUUGGCACCCUCACCACCGAGUUCUUCAUUGGCCUGGACAAGCUGCACCAGAUCACCAGCAGCGACAACUACGAGCUGCUGGUCCAGCUGCAGAAUCGCAAGCAGGAGUUUCGCUACGCCCUCUACGAUCACUUCAGCAUCGGCAGCGAGUCGGAGCAGUACCGCCUGAAUGUGCUGGGCAAGUACCAGGGCGAUGCCGCCGACGCACUGCGUCAGCACGUGGGCAAGAAGUUCAGCACCCAGGAUCGGGACAACGAUGAGAGCGAGCUGAACUGCGCCGUGCAACAGUCGGCUGCCUUUUGGUACGGCGCCUCCUGCAAUCUCAGUAACCCCUUUGGACUUUUUCAACAACUUCUCGAAAGAGAUUAUGAUGGUUUCAAGGGCAUUUUGUGGCGCGGUUUUCUGGAUGGACCCAAGGGCUCUCUGAAAAUUUUCCGCAUGAUGGUGCGACCCCGCGCUAGUUAAUAAAUAAGUAUGUAGUUUAUUUCAUUGGUUACACCAGUCACACAUUAACAAAAUACCCAAAAGGCUUAUAAAAGAAAACAAAACAGAAAAAAAAACAAACAAAAUAUAAAAUAAAUUCGAUUUAGA